Messenger RNA from Apodemus sylvaticus (European woodmouse), 1613 nucleotides. It is a transcript of the gene Stap2, whose product is annotated as signal transducing adaptor family member 2. Gene Ontology annotation, molecular function: signaling adaptor activity. Bases 169 to 1404 code for a protein of 411 amino acids. The record is from RefSeq and is a predicted model, not a curated record. The transcript is spliced from 13 exons. Lineage: Eukaryota; Metazoa; Chordata; Mammalia; Rodentia; Muridae.
GGGACAGGAGCCCAGAGCUACCGGGAUUUCCCCAGGAUCCAACUCCCGCCCAGCACUGCCCGGGAGGGAGGGGACAGCUGACUGAGUUGAGGAAACUCCCCAGGAACCUGUUUAUCUGCUUCCUGGCCAGGCUGAGGCUCCAACUACAAGGACAGGGACCAGGCUGUCAUGGCCUCGGCCCUGAAUCCACCUCGGGGCCCCAAGCUCAAAGGUGCUCCGCCAUCCCACUACUACGAGAGCUUCCUAGAGAAAAAGGGACCCUGUGACCAGGAUUACAGGAAGUUCUGGUCAGGCCUCCAGGGCUUAGCCAUCUGUUUCUACAACAGCAAUCGGGACUUGCAGCCCCUGGAAAAGCUGGACCUGAGGCUGUUUUCAAAGCUCAAAGAUGAGGCUCUGUUGGGAAGCUCACGGGACACCGCCUAUCACUUCAGCCUGGUUCUCCGGGACCAGGAGGUUAAAUUCAAGGUAGAGAACCUGGAGUCUUGCGAGAUGUGGAAAGGAUUUAUCUUGACUGUGGUGGAGCUCCGUGUCCCAUCUAACCUGACCCUGCUGCCCGGACACCUGUACAUGAUGGCGGAGGUCCUGGCCAAAGAGGAGGUGCGGAGGGCAGCCGAGGUGCCCUGGUGCUUUCUGAAGGUGAGCAGGCUAGAGGCGCAGCUGCUCCUGGAGCGCUACCCAGAGUGCGGAAACCUGCUUCUGCGGCCUGGCGGGGAUGGCAAGGACAGUGUGUCCGUCACUACCCGGCAGAUACUCAAUGGGUCGCCCGUAGUCAAACACUACAAGGUGAAGCGGGAAGGUCCUAAAUAUGUGAUCGACGUGGAAGACCCGUUUUCCUGCCCCUCGCUAGAAGCUGUGGUCAACUAUUUUGUGACGCAAACCAAGAGGGCGCUGGUCCCCUUCUUGUUGGACGAGGAUUAUGAGAAGGUUCUAGGCUUCGUGGACUCGGAUCAGGAGAAUGGCGAGAGUGCAUGGGCUGUGCCUUCCUUCCGAGGCUCAGGCCCUGCUCUCCCUGCUAAUGUCCCGAAGCCACUCCCACCUAUACCUGUGUCUGUGUCCAGCCAGGAAGACAAGUUGCCUCAGUUACCUCCCCUGCCUCAGUUUCCAGACCAGGAUGAGAACUAUGUGAUUCCCAUCGAUGACUCCUCAGCAGCUGAGUACAUGAAUCAGGAUGUGUCUCUCUCCAGUCAGGCAGUCCCCCUGAAGCCCAAGAAGUUGGCAAGGCUCCCAGCAAAACCCCCAAAGCCGCCAGUUGUGCCUAAGCCAGAUCUCAAAGCCUUUACCGGCAUCUGGACCAGGAAACUAGGUGGAAGUUCACCCCAGGCUCCCCCCCUUGUGACAAGACUUGGGGAUAUCACCGCUGAGCUGGAAGAGAAACUGCAGAAGAGGAGGGCACUGGAGCACUGAUCCAGGCUCCCAGGGACCAGUGGGCCAUCUCCACCAGCUCUGUCACUCAGGGGACAGGACACUGACAGCUUGGUGCAAAAUGUCCUCCCAAAAGUAAAGCAGGGAGACCCCUGGGAAUUUGGGGUUACCCUGAACUGUACUGUGAGUUUCACGGUAGUCUGGGCUACCAAGCGAGAACUUGUUUAAUAAAGCCAGAACCUAAACCAAAA